GGACCGCGCCGCGUCGGGAGGCAACGGAGAGGCCGGGCAGCGGCGCAGGAGGAUGGAGGGUGGCGAGCGGCUCCUCCCCAAAGGCUUCCCCAAGCUGAAGAAUGACACGUUCCUGCGAGCGGCACGUGGGGAGGAGACGGAGCACACCCCGGUGUGGUGCAUGCGGCAGGCGGGGCGCUACCUGCCAGAAUUUCGGGAGACACGGGCAUCACAGGAUUUCUUUGCCACUUGCCGGAGCCCCAAAUUGUGCUGUGAGCUGACACUGCAGCCACUAAGGCGAUUCCCCCUGGAUGCUGCCAUCAUCUUCUCUGACAUCUUGGUGGUGCCCCAGGCACUGGGCAUGGAGGUUGUCAUGGUCCCUGGCAAAGGACCCACAUUCACAGAGCCCUUGAAGGAGGUGGAGGAUCUGCUGAAACUGCGUCAGAAGGUGGAUGUCACCGCAGAGUUAGGUUAUGUCUUCCAGGCCAUCACACUGACACGACACAGCCUGGAGGGCAAGGUGCCCCUCAUUGGCUUCUCAGGGGCACCGUGGACGCUCAUGUCCUACAUGGUUGAAGGUGGUGGCUCCACUACAAUGGCCAAGGCCAAGAGCUGGCUCUACCGUCACCCGGAGGCAAGCCACCAACUGCUACGGCUGCUGGCCGACAUCAUCAUCGACUACCUGGUGGGGCAGGUGGCUGCUGGAGCGCAGGCGCUCCAGCUGUUUGAGUCCCAUGCAGGGCACCUAGGCCCGGAGCUGUUUCAGGACUUUGCCCUGCCUUACAUCCGAGACAUUGCCCAGUCUGUCAAGAGCAAGCUGAAGGAGGAGGCACUGCCCCUGGUGCCCAUGAUCAUCUUUGCCAAGGAUGCGCACUAUGCCCUGCGUGACCUUGCCCACGCUGGUUACGAGGUUGUUGGUCUUGACUGGACCAUCCGGCCCCAGGAAGCUCGUGCACAGAUAGGAAAACAUGUCACCCUGCAAGGGAACCUGGAUCCAUGUGCUCUCUAUGCACCCAAGGAGAAGAUUGGCGAGCUGGUGAAGAAGAUGCUGGAGAGUUUUGGUACACAACGUUAUAUUGCUAACCUGGGCCACGGCCUCUACCCUGACAUGAACCCUGAACAUGUGGGUGCCUUUGUGGAAGCCGUGCAUGCUCAUUCCCGUCACAUCAACAAGCACAGCUGAGCCUGGGGCCUCUGGAACAGGACUCUGGUUUGGGCAUAGUCACCUGUGUUGUCACAGGGCUCACUCUAGGCCGGGCUGCAGCAUUAAACCAGGACCUUCUUGCAGCAGCCGUGUGGCUCUGGCUGGGGAUGGGGAACUGGAGGGCCCUGAAGGAGAUGGGGGCCCUGGGAAGUCAUGGCAGGCUGCUGGAGGAGCACGUGUGGUGAGGGGGAGCCCUUGAGUCCCAUCCUGCAGAUCAAAAUGGGGAAACGGGGAUGGCAGCAAAUUGUGCAGGAUGCCUCUCCCUGCCAGGCUGCAGCAUCCAUGCUUGCAACUGAGGAUGUGAGCCCAGAACACAACAGCCAUCUCCUGAGGAUGGAUGUGCUCAGCCCUGCUAGGGAAGGUGGGCUGCCUGAGGCUGGCAGGAUCACAGCCUGGGAGCUUGGGGCUCACAGCCCACCACUGGCAGAGGCUCAGCAUCAGCUGUCCCACAGUCCUGCUCAAGUGGGAAUGGGCAAUGUGUUCUCAAGCCAGGAUAGUCUCAAGGGGCUGGGAGACCCAGCAAGGCUCACCUGGGAGACAGCUGGCAAAGUGGCAGGAGGACCUCUCACACACUACCAGCACCCUGCCACAUUGGCUGGGGUGGCAGCAGAGGCACCAUGGCACUCCUCCUCCAGCUCCCAAAGCCUCUUUAGGACCAUCCCCCUGGUCCCGGAAUGUUCUCCCAUGCACAUCCCCAUCUACUGCUCUGAUCCUCAGGGCCAAGCUUGCCUGGGGCUCAGCAAAUCCUGCAAAAAGCAGCCCAGGAACCCUGAGUUACAGCUCCUUGCCACCCCAUCCCACACUGCAGCACACUCACUGUGGUCCAGGCUGGCAGCAGGAUGGACCAAGAUAAUGGGCAGAAACGCUACUCUAGCUGGCAUCAAGAGGGCAGUGUCUCCAGCAUGGGCAAGGACCUGCUAGCGCUGUACAUGGCAGGGAAUUGCACCCAGAGGCAGCUGGGGUGGUUUGUCCUCACUCUGUCCCCCUCCUUGGGGCACAGGAGCUGGCUACCACAGGGGGCUGUGACACUGCUCUGCACAAGUCUGGUGACCCCCCUGACUGAGGGAAAGGCAGGAGAGACACAGGCAGUAAUGUUCAUCCCUUUUAUUAUUAAACAUCAGAUGAAGAGGUCGCACACACACAUACACGCACGCACGCAAAAGAAAAGGAAAAAAAAAAAAAAAAAAAAAUGGGGAAGGAAAAAAAAGAGAGAAACAGACUGCUUGAAGACCGCUAUUUUGGUGGCGACACAGACCGAGUACAAUUGGGUUCCUGGCCAGAGCACGGACACAAGUCACUUGCCAAACAAUUAAACCAGACA
Messenger RNA from Hirundo rustica (Barn swallow), 2504 nucleotides. RefSeq names its product uroporphyrinogen decarboxylase (gene UROD). The record is from RefSeq and is a predicted model, not a curated record. Gene Ontology annotation, molecular function: uroporphyrinogen decarboxylase activity. The coding region runs from base 53 to 1162 and encodes 369 amino acids. The transcript is spliced from 10 exons. Lineage: Eukaryota; Metazoa; Chordata; Aves; Passeriformes; Hirundinidae. Gene Ontology annotation, biological process: heme biosynthetic process. Gene Ontology annotation, cellular component: cytosol.